AUGCUCAGCUCGAGAAAGGCCGCCAGAUCUUCCCAGAGAUAUCGUCACGAAGUCCCAUCCUCACCUUCCGUGAACUUGGCCACACGUAAAUACUAUGAAGAUGUUCCUCACAAUGCAGAUCAAGCAGACUGGCUAAAGAAGCCGGAACUGCCUACCGCGGAUGAGAUUUUGGGAACUGACCACGAAGACGAAGAUUUCGCUCUUGCUACAAAUCGUAUCCACGGGCCAUGGUUUUCGACCCAGCUGUACCUGGAAACGCACUAUGGCCUCCUCCGAGAAGCCGCCACCGCCAACCUACGUGAUGCAGUCACUACCUUUCGAGCGCGUCCUGGUAUGACGGACAAUAAAAGUUUUGUGAUAUACGAACGGGUCCUUUUAACCCACAUCACUAUGGCUGAUCGAGGGAUGGCCUUCAGAGUGAGUUUUUCCACCAGACGUGCGGGACAGCAAAUUCUUUGGCGCUACUCUUCUCGCCUAAUCGCUGGGAAAGUUGUCGCAUUAUCAUCAGCCUCGGACAAAUUCGCGACGCAAUGUGUGAUUGCGGUGGUAGCAGCAAGACCCAUGGAGGGCGUCAUCAAAAGCCCACCAGAAGUGGACCUUUUCUUCGCUCAAACAGAAGACAUUGAUCCCGACCCUUUGAAAGAAUGGCUGGUGAUUGAGGCACGCUCAGGAUACUAUGAAGCACACAGGCACACGAUGACCGCGCUUCAGAAAUUGUCCCGAGAACGAUUCCCCCUGAGCAACCACAUUUGCGGUCUACAAACCCGACUGGAAGCUCCACAAUAUGUCAAGUCCAGCCCAGUCAUGAAUUUCCAAUCUUUCGCGUCCAAAGGUGCAAACGAGCCAUUGGAAUACGACAUGAUGAAGGGCUUACCGCUUGGUCUCUUUGAGCAUCUCAAUUCCCAUCAACAAAAUGCCUUGCGGCACAUGUUGACCUCAGAUCUGGCAAUCAUUUAG
Molecule: messenger RNA, 957 nt
Organism: Penicillium oxalicum
Lineage: Eukaryota; Fungi; Ascomycota; Eurotiomycetes; Eurotiales; Aspergillaceae
Exons: 3
Coding region: 1-957 (318 amino acids)
Source: RefSeq, a predicted model, not a curated record